GUGAAGCUCACUGCCUUUGUGGCUCCGCGGAUUUAUUUGUUCGAGUUUUGGAAAUGGGCUGCGGGAGUAGCAAGGUUCUCACGGAUACUUCGAAAAACGGCUACGUUAGCUUUGUAAAGUCAUUUGUGAUCUGCAGUAACAAGGGAAGCGAGAUAGACGAGACACGUAAAUGUAUCGGUAAACGAAAUCUCUCAUGGGGAGACCACGAUGGAUCUAUACAAUCAACAGGAAGCGUUCGGCAGCUGACAAUCAAUGAUGGGCAGCAGAGGCAGAGAAAAGUUGAAAAGUAUAGGGCAAAAUUUGACACUCGAGUGACAGCGAGGUAUGACAUCAAGGCCCUGAUAGGUCGUGGCAGCUUUAGCCAUGUAGUGCGUGUGGAGCACAGAAGCACACGGCAUCCCUUUGCCAUCAAGAUGAUGGAGGUGGAGGCUCCGGAAGGGCGCCAGGUUUGUGCCUCAGAGCUGGCAGUGCUGCGCAGGGUGCGCCAUGCCAAUGUUGUGCAGCUAGUGGAGGUGUUUCAGACCGCCCAGCGGGUUUACAUGGUGCUGGAGCUGGCCACAGGCGGGCAGCUGCUAGACCGGGUGGUGGCCAGAGGGCACUUCACCGAACGGCACGCCACCCGCGCCCUGCAGAUGGCGCUGGCUGGGGUGGCCUACCUUCACGCCCUGGGCAUUACCCACCGAAACCUGAAGCCAGACAACCUGCUGUACUACCACCCCGGGGCCGAGGCCAGGCUGCUGGUGACAGACUUUGGCCUUGCCACCAUCGGGGGAGGCAGGGACGCUGGAGGGGUUGGAGGAGGGACUGCAGAAAAAGGUGGGGAUAUAGCAGGAGACAAAAUUAUAAAAGGAGGAGAAAUGAAGAGCGGUGUAGAAGGAGAUGAGGAGAGGGUUGGAGGAAGCAGAGGAACAGAAGCGAGAGGAACCAGUGGUGGUGUAAUAGCUGACUGGGCCUUGAAGACAACCUGCGGGACCCCAGAGUACAUGGCCCCUGAGGUGGUGCUGAGGAGACCCUAUACGUAUGCGGUGGACAUGUGGGCCAUGGGGGUCAUCUCCUACAUCCUGCUAAGUGGUUCAGUGCCCUUUUGGGAUGAAAGUCGGCCCAGAUUCUACAGGGCCAUCGUGACAGGCAGAUACAGCUUUCAGGGAGAGCCCUGGCCCUCCGUGUCCAACCUGGCAAAGGACUUUAUCGAGCGUCUGCUGGCCUCUGACCCCAGCUCCCGCAUGACCGCUGCUCAGGCCCUCAGUCAUCGCUGGGUUGUCACCAUGGCAGCUGGUUCCUCAUUGAAGAACCUGCACCGCUCCAUCUCCCAGAACCUCCGGCGACGAGCGUCCUGCGCCUCCUCAUGCAGCCCCAGCUUGGCAGGCUCUGGUGGGCUUCACCGCACGCCGGCAGAGAGAGAAAUGCCUCAGCUGGAAGGAGACCAGGGACGGAGACAGUAGACAGAACAUAAGCACACCACCCAGCCACUCAGCCCUGGCCUGGAGCUCCCCUCCAUCCUAAAGAAGUUCAUCCCAGAGCUUCCUCCAUGCAACACCAACCCCAGACCCACCACCUGCUGCCAGUCAGUGAAUCUGAGUCUCAGGCAGGUUAAUGUAGGGAAGAGAAUAUCUGCUCCAGCUCAAGCCAGGCUGCCAUGGCAGGCCUCAGAGGCUCCCCAGGCUCACAUUCUGUACCAGGCUCCAGUACCGUCUGUGGGUCACAGGAAGGCCAUGGCAGCCCUGUCUGGUAGGGGUGUUGGGGAGAGGACGAUCUUAGCAGCAUCUACAGUGUGGACGGUAAACUCCCACUCAGACGUUCUCCAGGCCUCCUAGCCCAGAUCACAUACAGACUAACUGAAGGGUCCAGGCAGGGUCCAC
Molecule: messenger RNA, 1859 nt
Organism: Osmerus eperlanus (European smelt)
Lineage: Eukaryota; Metazoa; Chordata; Actinopteri; Osmeriformes; Osmeridae
Product: serine/threonine-protein kinase H1-like
Exons: 3
Coding region: 54-1442 (462 amino acids)
Biological process (GO): protein phosphorylation
Molecular function (GO): protein kinase activity; ATP binding
Source: RefSeq, a predicted model, not a curated record